Corticium candelabrum is the source of this 1077-nucleotide messenger RNA. RefSeq names its product fructose-2,6-bisphosphatase TIGAR B-like. The transcript is spliced from 5 exons. Gene Ontology annotation, biological process: negative regulation of glycolytic process; regulation of pentose-phosphate shunt. The record is from RefSeq and is a predicted model, not a curated record. Bases 66 to 854 code for a protein of 262 amino acids. NCBI's taxonomy places the organism in Eukaryota, Metazoa, Porifera, Homoscleromorpha, Homosclerophorida, Plakinidae. Gene Ontology annotation, cellular component: cytosol. Gene Ontology annotation, molecular function: fructose-2,6-bisphosphate 2-phosphatase activity.
UGACUAUCAACAUUUUAGCUAACAAAUUAACAGCUUGCUACUCCGCGUAGCAACUACGACAUUUUAUGAUGCCAAGUUUUAAGUUGACGCUAGUGAGACAUGGAGAAACAGAACACAACAAACAUCGUGUUUUACAAGGUCAGAGAGACACUCCAUUGUCCAGUGUUGGAAUGGAACAAGCUGGAAAAUUGUCUCAGCACUUUUUGCGAGAACACUUGUCUCAUGCAUUUUCUAGUGACCUUCAGAGAGCAGCCAAGACUGCAGAACUUAUACUGCUCAAUCGCUCAAAUUCACCAAGUCUGAUUCAAGACUGCAGAUUGAGAGAGAGGUGCUUUGGAGAGAUGGAGGGUAUGCAGCAGUGGCAACUACAAAAAGCUGCUCACAAAGCUAAGCAAUCACUGCCUGACUUUACACCAACAGGAGGAGAAACAAUUUUUCAAGUUGAACAACGAGCUGCUGAAUUCUUUGGUGAGUUGUGCUCCAAUCUCUUUCAAACUCCGCAAGAAACGAAGAAUGAAACAACAGGAAGAAAGUAUUGUGCAAGGCAGAACACAGAUGAAAAUGAUAAACACACGACAAAACAAUCAUGUCAUCAUUUCGACCAGGACCAUGUUCUUCUUGUUGCUCAUGGUGGUCUGAUUAGAACUAUGAUAAAUCAGUUUGAAGCCAAAUUUGAUUGUGAUUUGAAACCGUUCCGCAAAGGAGGCCGUCUUCAGUCAUGUCCUAACACAGGCUUUUCAAUGUUCAUAGUCAGUAAGUCAGGAGACGACAAGUCUGAAAAGGUUAUGGUCAGCUGUCAUACACUUUAUAACACAGACCAUCUACAAGAUAAAGGGACAUCCAAAAUAGACUAGUUUAGUAGGCUACUGAAGUUCUCUAUUAGUUGUCUAUACCUAGUCAAGUGUACAAGGUUACUUGUAGUUUUAAUUAAUUAGAUGUGUUAAUUGAGACUAUCUCAAAGUUGAAAUUUAUACAUUAUUAUACGCCGGCAAUUCGGUGCCUAUUAGUCUAAUUAAUUGAUACCUAACUAGUUGGUGUGUAUUUAUUUUGCCAAUAGACGUAACGCGCGCACGAAGA